AUGGCCGACUAUCUAGCACCACCCGCGUUCCUGACGGACAAUACCGUCGCCGCUGCCCUCAAAGAUGCAUACAUCUCAUUCUCCGACCGCAGGGCGGCCCUCGGCCUACCUAACCCGGGAACGGUGGAAAAUGUUGGCAGGGAGGUGCAGAAGGACGUACUGCUCUCUAACUUUAUGUUCUCCGGUCUCCGUGCGGACUUGACGAAGAUGUUCAGCAUGGCUCCCCUGUUCCGUGUGUCGCAUGCUUUCUCAAUGGGCGGCUCAGGAAACAUGGCCCCGUACGCAUUCUCCGCCAUGUACGGAUCCCAAAAUGUUUUCAUGCAGGGUAAUUUCGGAAGCGACGGUGGCCUCGCCGCUCUCUACAACUACAGGUGGACUCCCAAGCUGGUCACGAAGACCAACGUUCAGAUCAUGCCUGGAGCUGAGCAAGGCCUCAUUCAGCUUGACAAUGACUACACUGGCGAUGACUUCUCGCUCUCCCUCAAGGCUUUCAACCCAUCGUGCUUAGAUGGUGGUCUUACCGGUAUCUUUGUUGGAAGCUACCUACAGUCUAUUACCCCCAAGUUGGCUCUCGGUUUCGAAACGAUCUGGCAACGACAGGGUCUGAACACUCGCCCGGAAUCCGCCGUCUCCUACUCUGCCCGGUACAAGAGCGAUGAUUGGAUUGCCAGCGCCCAGCUACAGGCCCAGGGCGUCUUGAGUGCCUCUUACUGGAAGAAGAUUUCCGAGCGGGUUGAGGCAGGUGUUGAUAUGAACCUCCAGUUCGCCCCUAACGCGGCAGCAAUGAUGAUGGGUGGACCUAGCAAGGACGGCACCACUGCUAUCGGCGCCAAGUACGACUUCCGGGCUUCAACCUUCCGUGCACAGGUCGACAGCGCCGGUAAGGUCAGCUGUCUCCUUGAGAAGCGGAUAGCGAUGCCCAUUGCUCUCACAUUCGCUGGCGAAAUUGACCAGGCCAAGGUAAGUUAA
Messenger RNA from Aspergillus versicolor CBS 583.65, 969 nucleotides. RefSeq names its product TOM complex pore protein TOM40 (gene tom40). Gene Ontology annotation, biological process: protein import into mitochondrial matrix. Gene Ontology annotation, cellular component: mitochondrial outer membrane translocase complex; mitochondrial outer membrane. The coding region runs from base 1 to 969 and encodes 322 amino acids. Lineage: Eukaryota; Fungi; Ascomycota; Eurotiomycetes; Eurotiales; Aspergillaceae. Gene Ontology annotation, molecular function: transmembrane protein transporter activity. The transcript is spliced from 2 exons. The record is from RefSeq and is a predicted model, not a curated record.